Messenger RNA from Seminavis robusta, 3351 nucleotides. The record is from the annotation of a GenBank genome assembly. Lineage: Eukaryota; Bacillariophyta; Bacillariophyceae; Naviculales; Naviculaceae.
AUGACAUCAUUUCCCAAACCGCCCACCCCACCUCGCCAAGGUCUCACGUCGCCUUCUAAAAGCCAGACGCCCAAAAGCGGCAGCCACAUUCGCCUGACAAGCACAACGACAACGACAAGAUCGCACUCGCAACAAAAUUCCUUUGCAUCUCUGGAAGAGCUCAUGAAAAAGGAUGAUUUGGCGGAACGGGGAUUGAUGCAUUCGAUCGAAGAGCGAAGGACGACAGUUCCGACCGAUGGUGGAGACGUCUGGAGGGCAUCCGUAAAUGGAGAACGCCCUCCACUCGGCGCGGUACCAUUAGAUCAAUUUUCCAAUGUUGUUUGUUUGGCCGACCAGAAUUCGUUGGGUGGUAGUUGGAACAGUGGAGACCACAAACGGAGACUCUCGGGCAGUCUGGCAGGAGGAGGAAGCAGCCAUGGCAGUAGUCAAAAUUCCGCCGGAAAACUGGCUGACAUUGCCCGAAAGAUGCGACAAAAGGCAAUUGUUGCUACUACCUUGGACGGUUCCGACACGGCCGGCAGUAGCCAAGCAACGUCAUCUUCCAAUCACCGAAGAGGACAGAGUCGAGCCGGUGCCAUUCUGGACAGCAUUCAAGAGCAACAAGAGCAACCUGAUGCUGUUUUUGAUAAUGUGAUGGGCUUGACUGGAACACCCAACUCUGACGAGACAAAUGAUACAAACAAUCCUACGUUGGAAAUAGAACAGGCAACCAACAGCACGGAUCGAUUACUGACUGGAGCCAUGCAUGUCGAAGAACUAUUUGAAACCUUUCAACAGCAGCAAGAUCAACAAGCACAAGCAGAUACAGAACCAGAACCAGAAAAAUUUGUGGUUGCAGAAGGAGCAAAUGAUCCAGUUGUGGAGGAACAGGAACAACUAUUGGCGGAUCCUGCAACAGUUCCCACCUAUAGCAGUUUGACACAGAGUGCCUGUGCUGCUAACAGCGAAGUAUCUGUAUCCAACUCUCCGAGAUUCAGACCUCAUCAUCAGAAACAGAGUCCCAAGCUGUUACGUGCAAAGUCUGCUGCCAAGAAAAGAAAAGCACGAUGGCAGCGAUUUGUUGGGACAUGGUGCAAUCCUCUCAAACUGUUCCAACGUCUAUGGAAUCUACUGUGGCAUCAGUCCUAUGUUUUGCACAUUGUCGUGCCGUGUUUUGCGACGGCAUGGUUCGCGUAUUAUGUACUCGACAAUCCCAAGCCCAGCUUUCUCCCGGGCAAUGCGUCGCUCUCGUGGUGGCUCAACUUUAUGGGGCAACAAGUGCUCAUUUUGGAGUGCUCCCGUAUAUUUCAAUGGGUUUUGAUUGACAAAUUGGUUCUGGGAACGAGACUGGCAGUACAGUGCUUGGGGCCCCUGCUCACACUCGUUUUCAUUCAAGCUCGUGGGUAUCCUUUCUGCAUGGCCACUUGGGGAUUCCUCGAUUUGAUAUUGUUAGAAGGAAGCAAUAGCAUCGAGCAGUGUUGGUUCUACUUUACAGGACUUUACUUGCAGGGAGAUGGAAGUGGCGAGGUCAUUUUGUCAUCUGACCUCUACAUCCGGCUGCUAGUAAGCAUGAUCUUGGCGGGCAGUGCCACGGCCAUCAAACGGACUGCCGUUGCCAUGUACUUCGGAAAGAGAACCUUCAUGGCGUUCAAGCCGCGCCUCGAACGGUUAUUGAAAGACGUGGUUCUGGUAUCUGAACUGGCAGCGCUGGCGGAAGAAGCCGAAAUUGCCGCCUCCGAGGAAGAAAAACUCCUACAGGAUACACCAGUAGGCAAAGAAAAAAGCGUGAGCCAGGUAAAGUUUUUGGGUGACGUAACUUGGAGCAGAAGUCCACGGUCAUCACGAAGAGCUCUCAAGAAGGGUGGAAAUGCGGCGCAAAAAGGGCAUGGAGGUUCGUCCAACCAUCCACAUCCUCCAAAUACCAGUGGCGAUAGCGACUCGGAUGAUGACGACGACAGUGAACUUACGACACAGAAUGAUAUCCGACCCCCGACGGAACGUCCUGACUUGCAACACGAUGCGAGUGGGAAUCUCCGUAUCAAGGAUUUGUUGGACCAUUGGGAUGAGCCCGUGAACAGAAUGGAUAAGUCUUUGAACGCAUCCAUCUCAGACAUUCUGCGGUUUCGUCGAGCGCUUACGUUCAUGGACGAUGAUCAUCUCUUUGGCGAAACCUUUGGCCCAGCAUCGACGCGCGAUGAACUGAUCACGUCAGCUCACGACGUUUACCACAGGCUGCUGAAACUGACACCGGGACGCAACAAAUUAUCGUGCGAGUUCUACGAUAUGCUGGCGCUAGAUGAUGAUGGUGAGACUGUAAACGUCGGAAAGCGAAAGGCUCUGAGGAAACUCUUUCGACCAGACAGGAGCAACGAGCUUUCUCUGCUUGCAUUUGUGCAGUGCUGUGAUUCGCUGUACAAGAAACUGCGGUACUUUCGUGCCAAUGUGGGAAACGCUUCUGUGAUUGACCAUGCUUUGGAAGCGAUUGUAGAUGGUGCUUUCAGUUUCGUCCUGAUACUGCUUUUGUUGUCGGUCAUGAGGAUCAACCCUUGGCCGCUACUGGUUUCAAUUUCGACGUUGCUCGUUUCCAUUUCCUUUGCUGUUGGCAGCAGUGCUUCAAAGUGGUUUGAAGGAAUGCUGCUGGUGGCAGCACGUCGGCCUUACGAUCUCGGUGACAGGAUCUACAUGAAUGAUCCCUCAAUUAUCAUCACUGAUGGUUUGUGGUACUGUUGGUUUGUGGAGGAUAUUAAUCUUUUCCACACAACGGUACGAUACGCGGGUACCAACGAAGUUGCAACAAUCAACAAUGGAAGCGUAGCCAACAUGAGGAUCGUUAACGGAGCUCGCAGUCCGAAUGCCGCGGUUUGGUUCCAAUUCGCAUACAGAGCCAACCUCAUGGAAGAUGGCAAUAUCGAUAAAGUCAAGGCCGCGCUUGAGGAGUAUGCCAAGAACAACCCACGUAACUGGCACAGCUUCUCGUACUUUCGUGUCGAUGAAGUUCACCCAGAGUUGGAGAAACUGGUAGUGACCAUUGGAUUGCAGCACAGGAGUGCGUGGCAAGAUCUGGUGCGGAUUCUUGAGGCUAAAGCAGCCGUCAUGUGCUGGCUGAUGGAGUACAGUCGGAAGCUUGGCAUCAUCUAUGACGAGCUUCCACGGCGCGAGCUACUCUACUAUGCUGGGUCUUUGAAAGAUGGAGCUGUCAAACAGCAUCGAUAUCAGCUCCACGACCCUUCCAAUAUCACUCCUGGUAGUUUCCCCAUCCCAUCAUCAACCCAGAGCGAGGGCAAUCAAGAGAUUGCACAGAUGAUGCAACAUGUUCCUCGCGCGCCAUCUGAUGCCACCUUUUUGCAGCAGCUACAACACUCUCAUGGAUGA